GAAACCUCACAGGAGCUGGUUGAGGGAGAGGACAACACAAAACAUUGAACAAACUACAAAUCCCGAAGCGGCGGCGGCACUUGUGCUUAGAAGAGCCUCCGCCUCCUCAACAAGUCUUGGGCUGGAGCCCUGCUGGAGCCUUCUCUUAUUGACUGCUUGCUCUCAGGCGGGUCGGAUGGCUGAAGGAGUCCGUUGUUGUUGUUGUCCGGACUGGCGGACGAUGCAGUUGAGGAAGAUUGGGGUUGGGGGCUCUGAGGUGAUGGCCUUGUGAACUCAUCUCAGGGAAGAGGCUCUCCUCCCCGUAGAGGCCAUGGCGGCGGCUGGACUCAAGGCUACGAGCAGCGGCGUGUGGAAGAGCGUCGGCAUCCUUCAACGGAUGGUCCCUGUUUUCAGCCACGGCAGCAGCAGCAGCUGCUGCUAUUAUACGGGUUCCGACGUUGGAUCGGGGCGGGUGGGAUGCAGGCACCAGUGGACCCAUCAGCCGCAGUCAGAGGAGCAUUGUCUCCCGGCGUGGGGCUCCUCUGCGAUGGGCGGCAAAGCGAAGAGGACCGCCGACGCCGGCCCUGCUGUGACGGCUGCUUCCUUAGGCAGCCACCAGCCCAGCUCCAUCGAAGGGAUCGAUACGAAGCCCUAUCUCUGGGCCAGAUACCACGAGAUGAAAAAGCUGGUUUACGAUCUGCUUCCACCAGGAGUUUGCAAUCUUCUUAACCCCGCAGCUAUCUAUGCAAAUAAUGAGAUUAGCUUGGGAGAUGUUGAGAUCUAUGGCUUUGAUUAUGAUUAUACAUUGGCACAAUAUUCCAAUUUACUACAUUCAAUGAUAUUCAACGCUGCCAGAGAUAUUCUAAUUGAACAAUGUAAGUACCCAGAGGGACUCAGGAAAUUUGAAUACAUUCCUGGUUUUGCCAUAAGAGGGCUUCAUUAUGAUGUGCACAAGAGUCUUCUGAUGAAGAUUGAUGCUUUCCACUACGUUCAGUUGGGCACUGCCUAUCAGGGACUAAACCCAGUGCCUGAUGAAGAAGUUAUUGAAAUGUAUGGUGGAACCCAGCAUAUCCCAUUAUACCAGAUGAGUGAUUUUUAUGGCAAGGGUCCAUCAAUUAAACAAUUUAUGGACAUUUUCUCUCUUCCUGAAAUGACCCUACUUUCAUCAGUGACUGACUAUUUCAUGACUCAUAAUAUUGAGUAUGACCAAGUUCAUCUUUUCAAGGACGUUAGUGAUGCCAUUAAAGAUGUCCAUGUGAAAGGAAUGAUGUACAAAUGGAUUGAAAAGGACAUGGAGAAAUAUAUUCUUCAUGGAGAUGAAACAUAUGCUGUCUUAAAUAGACUGGUUAACAACAAUAAAAAGCUCUUUCUCAUCACAAACAGUCCUUUCAGUUUUGUCGAUAAAGGGAUGAAAUACAUGGUUGGCAAAAACUGGCAGGAUCUUUUUGACGUGGUCAUUGUGCAAGCAGAUAAACCCAGUUUCUUUACAGAUAAGCGAAAACCUUUCAGAAAAAUGGAUGAAGAAGGUUCUCUUCAGUGGGACAAAAUAAACAAACUGGAAAAGGGGAAAAUCUAUAAACAGGGCAAUCUGUUUGAUUUUCUGCGGCUAACAGGCUGGCGUGGGUCCAAGGUCCUUUAUUUUGGUGACCAUUUGUACAGUGACCUUGCAGACCUUAUGCUACGUCAUGGUUGGAGGACAGGUGCCAUAGUUCCAGAAUUGGAAACAGAAAUACGAAUUAUCAAUACAGAACAAUAUAUGCACUCUUUGACCUGGCAGCAAGCUCUUACAGGACUUCUGGAGAGAAUGCAGAUGUAUCAAGAUGCAGAAUCAAAGCAAGUGCUUUUAGAGUGGAUGAAAGAGCGACAGGAGAUUAGGUCACUUGCAAAGAACCUGUUUAACCCCCAGUUUGGUAGCAUUUUUCGAACCUUCCACAACCCAACCUACUUUUCUCGAAGACUGAUUCGUUUUUCUGAUAUUUACAUGGCAUCCAUCAGUUGCCUACUGAACUAUGAUGUGAAUUUUACAUUUUAUCCUCGCCGAACGCCUCUUCAACAUGAAGCUCCUCUUUGGAUGGAUCAGCUCUGCACAGGUUGCAUGAAGACUCCAUUCUUAGAAGAAAUGGUGCACAUUCGAUAAAAGGGAUUAUGACAUGCAUAGUAGAAUCUUAGCUUCCUUUUAGGGGACUGCUGCUGCUACUAUAUGAUCACUGCUGUACUUCUGUUCUGAGCACUUCCUAAUAGAAAGGUACCUGAGAUAAACGAAUGGAAAGGUGGCCUAAAUUUUACAUCUGAAAUCCUGGUAGUAAAAUAUAUUAACCAUAUUUGAUUAAGCUCUAAGAAUUUGGCAUUUGUAAUUUAGUCACAGGUGUCUUUAUGUGCUCAGAAGGGUUCUACAUGUUGGUUGGAUUGUAGUGAUUCUGGCAAAGAAAUUAUAAAUCUAUUUCUUCUUUAGAACAACAUAUUCAAAAUUUAACUUCCACACAAAUCCUUGCUACAUCACCUAUACAAUAUAUGAAAUAAUAGAAAUUUAAAUAGUUCCUAAUCAGUUCACCAAUCAGUUCACAAAUUUGAAGUUAUAACUGGUGUAUUUCUAAAGAAUGGUGUAUAGUACAGGUCCGUAUAAACCAGAUAUGCCAUUAAACCACACUCAAUCAUUCAUGUGUGAAGUGACUUCACUCAGAUUCACUAUUUGGUAACAUCAGUUAAUGUGAUACUAAGUGUGUAAUGGCUCAUUUACAAAUUCAAGCCAUCGCUUGAUGCUGAAUUUAUCAGAUGAUGUAUAUUUAUAUAUUAAAAUACCCCUUUUUAAAAUACAAAAAAGCAGUUUUUCAUAACAGUAGCUGAAUAAAUUACCUUUAGUUGAAUAACCUAUUUCAUAAAAUGCUAAUUUACCUACAGAAUUUAUAAGAAUUUUUAGACAUCUAAGCACAGAUAAGAUGCACAGAUUAACCUGUCCUCCAGAUGUUGUAUGCAUGACUAGAAUAAUAAAAGAUUAAUAAAAUAAUAAAAGAUUAAAAUCAUGAUUGCUAGAGCCAUUACCCAACUAUCAUGGAAAGGAUUUUUCCUCUGUUCUAUCACUAACAGCCCACAAAUCAGCAAGAGCUAAAACAAUAAUCAGAAAACAAGUCAGAAGCUUAUCUAGUAUAAAAAUAAUAGUCAUCAAAACUAAAUUGUUUUGUGUUUCAGAAUUUGUCCGGACUUACCAUGAUCUUUUAAACUUAGUUCAGAUAUGCUCUUUUUUUUAACCCACAGAAGACUUACUGUAUGUCUUACAUCAGAUGUAAAUGUUGUGGGGCUCUAUUUUUUCUGCAUUUGAUCAUGAACUAUUGCCAGUCAGGACCAUUGUGUAUCAGAGGUAGAUAUAAGAAAUACAUAUUAACAAUGGAAUGUCCUUGAAUUGGAAGCUCUUAUUUGAAGCUGGACUUAGGAAACUGUUUAUAUUAAGGUCAAACUGUUGUGUGUUAGAUUUUACCUGUUAGGGUCUAUAAUGCUGCUAUAAUUCAAGUUAUAUCUAUAAAUGACAUAACGAUUGACCAAGGCUACUUAGAACUAUUCAGAACUAUUCAGAUUCUUACUAGAGAUGGUUUUCGAGGCAUUGGCUUUCAAGGAACGGAAGAACGCUUGAAUAUUCCAACAAGAUACUGAACCAAAGAAAUAUUUGAGUAGUUACUAUGUUUGUAAUUUGUGAUUUCAUGUUAGGAUCACAUUGGGUUGUCUCCUGGAUGCUAGAUGCAAGACGAUUACAAAUUGGAAAUCAGAUGUUGUAUAUUGUACUCCUUCACAUAUUUUUUUUUAGUUUUUCAAAAAGUGCCUUGCUUGUCAAACUUUUGAAGCAUUAUCAAAUAAGUUGCCUCCUACCCAAUUUAAAAAACAACAACACUGUGAUGAUUAGGAUUGCAGCAUUUUAUAGCAUAUGGAUCAUGACAGAUUGCUAAGAAUGCUGUUGGCUAUUUGAUAUUUCUUUUCUAUCUACCCCUCAAACUAACGUGAAGACUUGGGGAAAAUGAACCCCCUACCCAAGUUAGGACUUUUGCACUUUGUACUGCCAUUUCAGGGGAAAGACCCACUGCGCGCACAAGCUAACUUUGCCAUAGUUAUGUAUGGAAAAUAGGAAUGUAUAUGAUGAUUCUCUGCAAGUGUCUGUUCUAUAGAAAAUUGUUAUAUUAGGAAAAAUCAUGGAUGUUGCCAUCAACUAGGGUUGCAUUUCUGGAACUUUUAUCUGGAGAUAUCUGUCCCUUCCUUCUCUCUCUAAGACAGUGUUUUAGCUUUGCCAAUCCAUGAGAAAUAUUUCAUUGAUUAAUUUUGCCUCUAAAAGGACAUUGAGAGCAAAAGGUAGAAGCUGCAUCAUGAAAUAGGCAUCAGCGUAGAUGAAAGUAGGGAUACCACAAUGGUGCAGUAUUGUAGCUUGAGCUAGG
Messenger RNA from Notechis scutatus (mainland tiger snake), 4394 nucleotides. It is a transcript of the gene NT5DC2, whose product is annotated as 5'-nucleotidase domain containing 2. NCBI's taxonomy places the organism in Eukaryota, Metazoa, Chordata, Lepidosauria, Squamata, Elapidae. The record is from RefSeq and is a predicted model, not a curated record. Gene Ontology annotation, molecular function: 5'-nucleotidase activity.